This is a messenger RNA of Procambarus clarkii (red swamp crayfish), 3666 nucleotides long. Lineage: Eukaryota; Metazoa; Arthropoda; Malacostraca; Decapoda; Cambaridae. The record is from RefSeq and is a predicted model, not a curated record.
UGGGCGUGCUGUUGGUGCUGGGCGUGCUGUUGGUGCUGGGCGUGCUGUUGGUGCUGGUGCUCGCGGUGCUGCUGGUGCUGGCGAGGGAGCUGGUGCUGGUGCUGGUGGUGCUGCUAGUGUUAUUGGCACAGGUAGAGAUGGUGGUGGCGGUGCUGCUGGUGCUGGUGGAGAUGCUGAUGAUGGUGACGGGGGUGCUAUAGGUACUGGCGGUGGAGUCCGUCCUGACGGAUAUGUUGAUGUUCCUGCUGACGGAUAUGUUGGAGCUGCUGCCGACGGAUAUGUUGGUGCUGCAGACGGAUAUGUUGGUGCUGCUGACGGAUAUGUUGAUGCUCCUACAGACGGAUAUGUUGGUGGUCUUGCUGACGGAUAUGUUGGUGCUGCUGGCGGAUAUGUUGGUGCUGCAGACGGAUAUGUUGGUGCUGCUGACGGAUAUGUUGGAGCUCCUGCUGACGCAUAUGUUGGUGCUGCUGACGGAUAUGUUGGUGCUCCUGCUGACGGAUAUGUUGGUGGUCUUCCUGACGGAUAUGUUGGUUGUCUUGCUGACGGAUAUGUUGGUGCUGCUGGCGGAUAUGUUGGAGCUCCUGCUGAUGGAUAUGUUGGAGCUCCUGCUGACGCAUAUGUUGGUGCUGCUGACGGAUAUGUUGAUGGUCUUGCUGACGGAUAUGUUGGAGCCGUUACUGGUGCAGAAGGAGACAACGGCUCUAACGAAAUUGGCGCCAGAAGUGGAGCGGACUUCGAUACCGUAGGAGUCGAAGAACCUUUCUUUGGCAUCUACCUUCGGGGUGACGAUCGAAGUGAGGAUGGAGGACUCGAAGCCCACCGAGGAAAAAGAACCAGCCAUCCUGAUGGGCAAGGUGGUGAGAUCGAAGGCUUCGCAGCGGCAGCAGCUGUGGCUGGGGAAUACAUGCUGUGGCGGCGCAUCAGCGAUGGGCAGAUUGACACUUUGAGGCCUCAGGAGGAUGCUGCGUGGAACCCGAGGCACUCCAGGGCCCUGAGUGACGGAAUGGUUGAGAGGCGAGGCAUUGGACGGCACGCUAAGUAUGGGCCAGCACGAUACGAUGGUGGUCGAGCAGGUAAACUGAACAAUGGUGGUCGAGCAGGUAAACUGAACAACGAUGGUCGUCGAGCAGGUAAACUGAACAACGAUGGUGGUCGAGCCGGUAAACUGAACAACGAUGGUGGUCGAGCCGGUAAACUGAACAACGAUGGUGGUCGAGCCGGUAAACUGAACAACGAUGGUGGUCGAGCAGGUAAACUGAACAACGAUGGUGGUCGAGCCGGUAAACUAAACAAUGGUAGUCGAGCUAUCGCACUACUUGAGGAUCGAAGACAACAACAAACUGAUUAUAAGAGGGAAGCUAAGAAUGGCCGAGCAGGAGUGGAGAAGAGUGAUCGAGCAGAGUUAGAGAAGAGCGGUCGAGCAGAGUUAGAGAAGAGCGGUCGGCCAAGAGAACAGAAUGAUCACCUGACUACAGAAACGAAUAAUGGCAUAGCUGUAGAACGGAACGGUCGAUCUGAGGAACCUCAUAAUGGCCGUUCUGUAGGAAAGAAGGAUCUAAGACCAAGAGGAAAGGAUGCUCUAGCAAUAGAACGAAUAGAUAAGCAUCAAAGAGGAACGAAGAAUGCCCAGUCAGGUCACGGAGAGAAUGAUAUAGAAGGCAAAGAUGAUAAUGGAAGCGAAAGAACAGAGAACAGACAAGUUAAAAAUGGAUUCGGAGCCAAAAGACAGAACAGUCAAACCGGAACAGGAAAUGAAAACGUGUUUGGAAGACAGCGAAAAGGUCUUCGACCAGGAUUAGACGCUGGACGAACCUUUAACGAGAAGGGCCAUCAAGCUAACGAACGAGGCUUCGAGGGAAGAGAUGGAACAAGCGACUUCGAAACACAAGACGGCAGCAAUAAUCACAUCAGAGCGAGACAGGACGAUCAAACAGAUAAUCAGAGAUAUUUUCAAUUAGAUGAGCACCAUAUAGGCGGUCUGAUUUACGCAGGCGACGAUCAAGCAGGGAAUUACGAACCAAAUGAACGUCGCGAUUAUGACAGAGAUGAAAUAGGAUAUGAAACCAGCGGAUCAGUAGACGGACGAAGAGACAGACAACCAAGAAAGGACAGUAAUGGACGGAAAAACAAGCGAAAUGUAGGACUAACGGACAGGCGAAGCCCCGAACACGCAAACAAGCGAGCAACACGACACAAGACAAGCAGGAAACUCUACAGGAAAACAGACGGAAGAAACAGACACAUAGACAACAACAAUAGACAAAUACCCGCAGAAAACGACAUCUGGGGAAGCAGCGGAGAGGAGGAGAAAGAGGGAGAGGAAGCAGAAGACAAGGACGAGGACGUGGAGAGGCAGCGAGGGAGAGACAAGGACGAGGACGAGGAGAGGCAGCGAGGGAGAGACACGACAAUCAGGGGUGGCGCCCCCUACCUCGACCCGCCAACCUUCAGACAGCUUUACGCGCUCGACAGCACAAGGUUCGGAUCCCCGCGUAGGCUGACCCGAAGCCUGAGUGACAGCAGCGUGGUUUAUUGGGGCUCUGAACUGGCCAAAAAGAAUUGGCACCAUGGGCUUGUUCAGCGGUCAGCCAGCGCUGAUCGCCUGCUCUACGCGCCACAUCGCUGGUACUACGCUAGGCAAGCUAAACGCGAAGCUCGGCAGAGGGCGCUACAGGCCGAGCGCGAAGCCCGACUAGCCGCCAAGUCCGACUCCCCCAUCAAGUCCAAUAUAGAGAUCCUCUCUAUAGAGGGCUCCAUAGGCGGGAUGGAACUUCGGGAUGCCGACGGCGCCCUACUGACCUCCAGACCUGAUGAAAUGGAGUUUACUUACGAAAUCCAAGUUGGUGGAGAUGGGUUGACAGUCAAUCCGGUGGGUAGGGACGCCGCGACGGCCCAUGAAGCCUGGGAGUCCGACGCAGAAGGAGGUGACGACGACAGCAGCAGGAGACGACGGUCCAGGCGCCACAGAGGCAAAGACGGACAGCUGACGCAAGAAAGACUGUCCUCGCGGCUGGAGGAGGUGCUGAAGGAGAAGACCCGGGCCGAAGACCUUCGUCAGAAGCUCUUCAACAAGGCCAGAGACCUCCACGAGCAGGUCCUUAGGGCCAGAGACAAGCGCCGGCAGGAGUGGUGGACGGCGUGGGUGGACGCCCGACGGACGGGGACCCAGCUGGAGGAGCGGCAGACUGUUCUGAGGAACGAACUGGACGCUCUUCAUCGCCGCAUCAUCGGUUCCAUCAUCAAGCGAGAACCUAUCAUCACCGGCGUCAGAGACGAGCCUUCCAGGAAGGCUAACUACAAGAUCUCCGUCAUCCGUCUCAGACAUGAGAUUGAGGACUUGCGGAGAAGGGUUGAAGCCAUGGAGAUCAAGGUGGAAGCAGAGAUGAAGCUGAGGACAAUGGCUCAGAGAGAGGUCAAGACGCUGAGGUCAGAGGUCGGCAGGAAGAAAGCCAAUGUUGCUCUCACUCAACGGGUCACAUUGCUACGCAGUCCUACCAGCCUACCCCCGGACCUUCUCCUCCGGAUAUAGUACCGAAGCCACCACGACUUGGUGGACCAAACUCUCACAAGUCAAGUCUGGCCUCGGGCCGGGCUUGGGGAGUAGAAGAACUCCCAGAACCCCAUCAACCAGGUAUAUGUGGGCCUGCGGGCCGCUCCAAGCAACAG